Messenger RNA from Pogoniulus pusillus (Red-fronted tinkerbird), 2181 nucleotides. RefSeq names its product cytochrome P450 2J2-like. The record is from RefSeq and is a predicted model, not a curated record. The transcript has 9 exons. NCBI's taxonomy places the organism in Eukaryota, Metazoa, Chordata, Aves, Piciformes, Lybiidae. Gene Ontology annotation, cellular component: cytoplasm; intracellular membrane-bounded organelle. Gene Ontology annotation, molecular function: iron ion binding; heme binding; oxidoreductase activity, acting on paired donors, with incorporation or reduction of molecular oxygen, reduced flavin or flavoprotein as one donor, and incorporation of one atom of oxygen. Gene Ontology annotation, biological process: xenobiotic metabolic process. Bases 1 to 1497 code for a protein of 498 amino acids.
AUGGAGCUUCAGCUUUGGCCUUAUUUUGUUUCUGUCAUGGAAAAACUGAAUGGUUGGAUGCUUUUGGUGGUUCUGGUCGUAUUUCUUUUGAUCAUUGACCUUGUGAGAAAGAGACGACCCAGGAAUUUCCCUCCAGGGCCACAGCUCUUUCCUCUGGUGGGAACUGUUGUGGACUUUAAGCAGCCCCUCCAUCUUGCACUGCAGAAGCUUACUGGUCGAUAUGGGAACAUCUUCAGUGUGCAGUUUGGAAGCCUGACUUUUGUGGUAAUCAAUGGAUACCAGAUGGUGAGAGAAGCCCUCCUCCACCAGGCUGAAAUAUUUGCAGAUCGGCCAAAUAUUCCACUCCUCCAAGAAAUAUUCCGAGGCUUUGGUCUGAUAUCAUCAAAUGGGCAUGUAUGGAGGCAACAGAGGAAGUUUACUGCAGCAACACUGAAAAGCAUUUCUGCAAGUUUUGAGGAGAAAGUGCAAGAGGAGAGCCGGUACCUUGUGGAGACGGUUGAGGAGGAGAAAGGACAACCAUUUGACCCUCAUUACAAGAUUAACGGCGCUGUUUCCAACAUCAUCUGCUCCCUAACUUUUGGGAACCGCUUUGACUACCAUGACAGCUGCUUCCAGGAACUGCUGCACUCGCUGGCCGAAACGCUGCUGCUCAUGGGAAGCUUCUGGGGCCAGCUAUAUAAUGCUUUCCCUCUCAUAAUGAGGUGGCUGCCAGGACCCUAUAGGAAAAUCUUCAGGCACUGGGAGAAACUCGAGCGUUUUGUGAAGGGAGUGAUUGCAAAGCACAAGGAGGAUCUGGAGCAGUCUGAGGCAGGAGACUAUAUUGACUGUUACCUGAAGGAGAUAGAAAAGUCUAAGGAUGACUCCAGCUCAUGUUUCCAUGAGGAAAACCUGCUGUGCACCACCCUGGACCUCUUCCUAACCGGCACUGAGACAACAGCAACCGCCAUCCGCUGGGCUCUGCUCUACAUGGCCGCGUACCCCCACAUCCAGGAGAAAGUGCAGCUGGAAAUCGAUGCGGUGAUCGGCCAGUCCCGCCAGCCCGCGGUGGCCGACAAGGAGAGCAUGCCCUACACCAGCGCAGUGCUGAGCGAGGUGCUGCGGAUGGGCAACAUCGUGCCGCUGGGAGUGCCCAGGAUGUCCACCAGCGACACCACCUUGGCUGGCUUCCACCUGCCUAAGGGUACCACCCUGAUGACCAGCCUGACUUCAAUCAUGUUUGACAAAAAUGUGUGGGAGACUCCAGACACCUUUAAUCCUGAGCAUUUCCUGGAAAACGGCCAGUACAGGAGGCGGGAAGCUUUUCUGCCCUUCUCUGCAGGCAAGCGGGCUUGUCCCGGGGAGCAGCUUGCCAGGACCGAGCUCUUCAUCUUCUUCACAGCCCUCCUGCAGAAGUUCACCUUCCAGCCACCGGCAAAUGCCACACUGACCUUCGCCUUCACGCUCAGCCUCACUCGCUGCCCCAAGCCCUUCCAGAUCUGUGCGCUGCCCCGUGACUGAAGUUGGUGUGGUGCCACCUUAUGCCCCCCCAACCCUGCUUCAGCCUUUCACCAACUGGAAAGUGUCCCUUCUCCCUUCCACCCCAUAAAUUCUGAGCUGAAUCGAUGGGCCAUGGACACCUAGCACCCACCAACAUGACAGUGGCAGUGGGAAGGGCAGGAGGGCCACAUCCUGCACAGUGCACCUAAGACAACACUUGUGGCUCUUCCCUUCACCUCCUGCCCAUCCCCCCCUCUAUCAGUUGGACAAAAAAGCAUGAAUUUACAGAAUCACUGAACAGUGGGGGUUGGAAGGGACCUCUGAAGAUCAUCUAGUUCAAAUCAUAGAAUCAUAGAAUAGUUUGGGUUGGAAGAGACCUUAAAGAUCAUCUAGGUCCAACUCCUCUGCCAUGGGCAGGGAUAUCUUCCACUAGAUCACACUGCUCAAAGCCUCAUCCAGUCUGGCUUUGAACAUCUCUGGAGAGGGGACAUCUACAACCUCCUUGGUGAGAUGCUGGAACAGGCUACUCACCCAUACUGUAGAGAAUGAAUAACUCAAAUUUGUUUGCUGAGAGGACAGCCUUAAUUUUUGUGUUGGGCAUCUCUUGUACCUGACUGCUAUCAGCUCUGCAGGCAUGAAAUUUGGGGUUAAUAUCCAGAACUGGAAGUGUUUGUUAACUGUUAAAUUAUAUCAAAAAUCAUAGAU